AAAUCAUAGGAAUUAUUUAGAAUAUGUAUUUUGUGUUGGAAAUUUAGUGCAAAAAUUGACGUAAAAUGAACUGUUAAAUUGAUUGUUGUUGUUUUAACAUGAAUUAUGACUCAAACUUUGUUUUUGCAUUUCUAAUUUGACUAAUUAGCCUAAAAAUUUGCCAAUUGGUUUUACACUCUGUUCUUUUUUAUAUAUAUUUUAUGUGAACAUAGAAGUACACAAGUAAAGUUAGAAGCCACAAGAAGUUAAUUCGAAAGUGAAGAGUGGAGCUAGAAGUAGUAAAGAAAAGUUAGAAGUAGAAAAUGAAAGCUUGGGUUUAAAGUAGAUUUGGAUUCACAAAUAAUGGAUGGUUGCAACGCCGUUUUCGCAAACACGAUAAGCUAUAUUGGAUGCCUAGUUGUAUUUGUCGUUAUUUUUAUCGUCAAAUUGCCUGCAGAAGGACUUUUUCCAUUGGUUGGAAAUAUGUUAGAGGGCAAUGGAAAAAAAAUAUCCCCAAAUGCGAUUCGAUAUAUUCUUCUCACAGCGUGGUGUUUUCAUUUUUUGCGUCGUGGCAUUGAAGUAUUUUUCGUGCAUAUUUAUAAAAGAAAAAUGUCCUGGAUUGAAACACUUGGUGGUGUCAUUUACUACUGGUGUCUUGCACUAUUUAAUUCUUGGGCUAUCGAGCUUUACGCUUAUAACCCGACUUAUCUACCGCUCAUUGUUAUUGGGAUAACUUUAUACAUAAUCGGGGAAAUCGGAAACUGUUUUCAUCAUUACAAGUUGCGUUGUUUUCGAACAAAAAAUUAUGAAGAUUCGAGAAUGAUUUCUAUUAAAACAGGCCGUGUCGUUCCCCACGGCGGAUUAUUCGAAUAUAUUCUAUGUCCUCAUUAUUUCUGUGAGAUUUUAACAUGGCUCGGAUUUUUUAUGGUGGCGUGGACACUGUGGUCGUUGUUGUUUCUCCUGUGCACGAUUGUGACUUUGGUGGUAUAUUCAAAUAGAAAACACGAAGCAUAUUUAAAUGACUUUCAAAAUGAGAGUUAUCCGAAACGGAAAAGAUUGAUCCCAUUCGUAUUUUGAUACACACACAAGACCCGCAAAAGGGCGAUGAGUCCUGAAAAUAGACAUCUUAGCUGACACAACAUUUGUUUAUUCUCAUGACAGCGUACAUUUAAAACAAUCUCGUACAUUUAAUUAACAUGUAUGUUUAGAGACUACACUUGUACGCUUCAGUUUAUUUUAAAAACUUUCUUCUGGCAAUA
This is a messenger RNA of Hydractinia symbiolongicarpus, 1238 nucleotides long. Its product is annotated as very-long-chain enoyl-CoA reductase-like. The record is from RefSeq and is a predicted model, not a curated record. Gene Ontology annotation, biological process: lipid metabolic process. The transcript has 2 exons. Gene Ontology annotation, molecular function: oxidoreductase activity, acting on the CH-CH group of donors. The coding region runs from base 343 to 1056 and encodes 237 amino acids. Lineage: Eukaryota; Metazoa; Cnidaria; Hydrozoa; Anthoathecata; Hydractiniidae.